AUGACCGCAACACACGUAUUCGCAAGCGUAUUGCUCGAUUUCGACGGUACCAUCAUCAACUCGACGGAAGCCAUCGUUGCAAACUGGCAGAGAGUGGCUUCAGAGCUAGGCAUUGAUUAUAAGCUCAUUCUGGAGACUUCACAUGGAAGGCGAAGCAUUGAUGUCUUUAAGGAGCUUGAUCCUAGCAAGGCAAACUGGAACUACGUUAGCGCUAUGGAGGCUAAGAUCCCGCUUCUUGGAAGUAGCCCCGCCAUUGAAAUCCCCGGUGCUCGGUCUCUUCUGGAGUCUCUUGAAAAGGACCAUGUGCCCUACGCAAUUGUGACAUCAGGUACCAAGGCACUGCUGAACGGUUGGCUGAAAGUGCUCGGGUUACCACGUCCUCAAGAAGUAACAGUUGCCGAGGACGUGAAAGUCGGCAAACCGGAUCCGGAAGGCUAUCUCAAGGCCCGAUACAGAUUGUGUGAGAGGUCACAGGCAGAUCCAAGUAUGGACGUCUUGGUUAUGGAAGACGCUCCUGCUGGUGUGAAAGCGGGAAAAGCAGCUGGAUGCAAGGUCCUCGCUGUGACAACAACACACACAGUCAGUGAACUGAAGGCAGCUGGCGCAGACUGGGUGGUUCCAGACCACAGAUCGGUUGAAUUCAAGAAGAAAGAAGGUCUCCAGAGCGCAUUUGAAUUUACUUUCCACAACCUCUCAUAA
Messenger RNA from Penicillium riverlandense, 699 nucleotides. RefSeq names its product HAD family hydrolase. The transcript is spliced from 4 exons. Bases 1 to 699 code for a protein of 232 amino acids. NCBI's taxonomy places the organism in Eukaryota, Fungi, Ascomycota, Eurotiomycetes, Eurotiales, Aspergillaceae. The record is from RefSeq and is a predicted model, not a curated record. Gene Ontology annotation, molecular function: beta-phosphoglucomutase activity; sugar-phosphatase activity.